AUGAGAAGAAACAGCCUCUCGGGGCAGAAGCUGUGGUCAGCAUACGGCCGGUGGAAAGCCCUCACCUCACUGAGGCGAUCGCAAGAAGCAUCACACAUAUUUCAGCAAAGAUUAUGUUUUUCAUGCUCUUCGAAGCUCUCUCACAACCCAGACCGGCAAGCUCGUGAGAACAGGGUCCAGCUCCCCGACACACCAUGUCGUACCCGAUUUGCGCCUUCACCAACGGGAUACCUUCACCUAGGUUCAUUAAGAACUGCCUUGUUCAACUACCUCCUUGCCAGAGCUACUGGUGGUCAGUUUGUGUUGCGCAUUGAAGACACAGACCAGAGCCGUCUUGUACCAGAUGCAGAGUCCAAGCUGUAUGAAGACCUGAAAUGGGCUGGUCUUUCAUGGGAUGAAGGCCCCGAUGUAAACGGGCCAUUUGGUCCGUACAGACAAUCUGAAAGAUUGCCCCUUUACCAUCAACAUGCCGCCGAGCUCCUGGCUGAAGGUAAAGCCUACCGGUGCUUCUGCACACCCGAAGCCCUGGAAGACCACAAGAGGAUCGCAAAUGCAGCCGGACAGCCGACUUUGUACCCUGGGACAUGCAGUCACAUCUCACCUGCCGAGUCAGAGGAGAGGGCACACAAAGGCGAGAAGUUUGCCAUCAGAUUCAGAAGCGCAAAGACCCCUACGGCUGUGAGAGACAUCGUCUACAACCACUUCAGGAAAAAGGAGUUUGAAGAUGACUACAUCAUCAUCAAGAGAGAUGGAUUUCCGACUUAUCACUUCGCCAAUGUGGUGGACGAUAAACACAUGGAGAUCACGCAUGUGAUCAGGGGCGCUGUAAGUAAACAAACAAACCCCUUUCGGAUCGACAGGGCUAACACAAGCAACCAGGAAUGGCUCAUUUCUACACCCAAACACGUCGAGCUCUACAAUGCUUUUGGCUGGGCUCCCCCACAGUUCGGUCAUCUGGGUUUGUUGGUUGAUGAGAACCGCCAAAAACUCAGCAAACGCCACAGUGGUGUCAGUAUGACUUGGUAUCAAGAGCACGGAAUCCUACCCCAGACCCUACUGAAUUUUGUGGCCCUGUUGGGCUGGCGCGGACGGGACACCGCCGCCACCGGGGGUGCCAAAAAGAAGUCCGGCCCCAACGGAGACGUCAUGAGUCUGGACGAGAUGGUUGACAUUUUCAACCUCAAAUUCUCCAAAGGCGACAUCAUCGUCUCCCUCUCCAAGCUCUCUUUCCUCCAAACCCAGCACCUAAAACUCCUCCCCCAAACCUUACCGUCCAACCCGUCCCUGCUCGCCGACCUGCAAACUCGGCACAUCACCCCCUUUAUGGACUUUUUAUCCUCGGUCGAGUCCCUCCGCUCCCGGUCCCCCUCCCCCGAGAUUCCUUCUUCCCUCGGCCUCCACCUCCUCGGCGACCGGAUCCCCAAUCCAAGAAUCUUUUCGGCCCCGUACGUGGCUGACCUGGUGCAGAUAAUUCUCAAGUCUCAAGCCCACCUAGCAAAGUCUACCACUAACCCUCCCACCACCCCAGAGGGGAAUCUCGUCCCUUGUGAGCACAAUCACCCCCGUACACCCCCGGCGUUUUUCCCCCUGCGGUAUCUAUACUGGACUUUAUCCCCUUCUGCCCUGCGAUCGUCUCUUGAAACCUCCUGCAUUGACCUCUCUACUGUCACGGUCAACUCGCAACCUUGUUCGUUGAGUCAGGCUGUUGAUUGGCUGAUUGGUGAGUUGAAGGGUAUUCCUGAGGAGGAGUGGACAAAGGAGUAUAUUUCCCUGUUUUUGGCCCAGAGAAAAGAGGCGAUUGGGUUUAAGGAGGGGGAGAAGGUGGCUAGGAACACGUGGAAGAUAUGUCGAUGGGCGGUUUUGGCUGGGGAGGAGGGGUUGACGGUGCCGCUUAGUAUGGAGGUUUUGGGCAAGGAGGAGACGGUGAGGAGGUUGGAGGCUGCGGGGGGGGUGGCAAGGGAGGGGGAUAGUGGUGAUGGGGGUGAUGCUUUUGCUGCUGGGGUUGUGGGGGAGGGGGCGUUGGGGGCGGCCGGUGCUGGUACUGGCAAGGGAGGGGAGGUGGAGGCGGGGUCGUGGACGGAUGUGCUGCCUGAUAUUGAGAUGGGGGAUGUCAUCUUGGAGAUAGAGAAAACGAAAAACGACUGUGUGAGAAGAAAAAGAGAUGGGAAAAGUCAAAAGGGGCGUGGGGAAUUGGUGGGAUCGGCCUGGUCCCGGUGCUGUAAAGCUUCGGUUUGUCAUCGCCGGCAGUAUUCAGUCAGCUGUAUAAUAAAAAGAAGCACACCCGUUUCGGGGUUUCAGUCUCGCAAAAGGCGAUACUCAAAGCCUGAAACGGGAGUGCUUUUUCUCCACCUGACUGAAUGCUGUCGGCGGUGA
This is a messenger RNA of Podospora anserina S mat+, 2373 nucleotides long. RefSeq lists its product as uncharacterized. Lineage: Eukaryota; Fungi; Ascomycota; Sordariomycetes; Sordariales; Podosporaceae. The transcript is spliced from 6 exons. The record is from RefSeq and is a predicted model, not a curated record. Gene Ontology annotation, biological process: glutamyl-tRNA aminoacylation. Gene Ontology annotation, molecular function: ATP binding; tRNA binding; zinc ion binding. The coding region runs from base 1 to 2373 and encodes 790 amino acids.